AUGUCAUCCACGUCAAAGGAUGAUUCCUCUCACCAAAAAUCAACUUCAGAACAAACACAAUUAUAUCGUUCAAAGUUAGAACAAGUUGUACUAAAUACUUCAGAAAGUUUGGAAACUUGGAAAAGUUUUGAACGAGAUUAUAAAUCUUUAAAAGACACUUUAGAAGAAUUAAAUCAUGAAACGGAGCAUAAAGUUAUGGUCCCGAUUGGUAAUUUAGCAUUCAUGCCAGGGAAAUUAAUUCACACUAAUGAAAUUUUGGCAAUGCUUGGUGACAAUUGGUUUGUAGAAAGGUCGACAAGCCAGGCCGUUGGAAUUGUUGACAGAAGGAUGGAGAUGGUGAGAAAAACUAUAGAUGAUUUGGAAAUACAACUUAAAAAUCAACGAACAAAGAUUGGGUUGACCUCCAACAUAUUGGGACUUGCAAGUUCACAAGAAGCAAAGAUUAACGAAGAAGGAUUGCCUUUUGUUGAUAUUGUUGAAGAAUAUCAAUCUGAUGAAGAAAAGAAAGAGACAUUGGCUCUAAAUCAAGUUAAAAGGGAAACAGCGGACGUUAAAGCCACGGAAUCUGCAAAAGUUCAUACAAUCCGAUCUCCAGCUGAUAUUUACGCGCAUAUGUUAACGAAGGCAAAUCAAAGUGAGAAACAUGAAGAUGAUGCAUAUGUGGAAAAGAUUACUCCGGAAGAUAUAGAUUUUGUUUCGUCUUCAAAUAAGCCUGAACAAAAAAGAUCUACGUCAUUAUUCAAGUCAGGAAGGCGAUCCAAUUUAUUGCAUAUUCCAAGAGAAUCUCGUAAGCCUGCAUUUUCCUCUGUUCCGGUUGGAGGUGUAAAUGAGAAUAAUGCAGCAAAAAGUCCAGUUAAAGCAGCUGUUGUGGAAAAAGAUGUUCGUCCUGAAGAUAUUGAUGUGGAAACUUUGGAAAAUGAGCUUUGGAUGAAAGAGAUCUCUUCUGCAUAUCAUCAAAAACGAAUGCAGUUCAUAGCACAAGAAGGCGGAUUCACUUCCGCGUUUGAAUCAAAACAGAAUGAAGACAAUUUGGAAGAAGUUGAGGAUUUAGUUGGUGAUAGUCAAUCGACUUCACAACCAAUAAUUGAUGAGAGGCCUAAAAGAGUUUCUAGAUUUAAAGCUGCUAGAUUACAGGGGAAAUUGGAAUGA
Messenger RNA from Funneliformis geosporum, 1149 nucleotides. The record is from the annotation of a GenBank genome assembly. Lineage: Eukaryota; Fungi; Glomeromycota; Glomeromycetes; Glomerales; Glomeraceae.